Thalassophryne amazonica is the source of this 5178-nucleotide messenger RNA. RefSeq names its product protein eva-1 homolog A (gene eva1aa). The transcript has 8 exons. Bases 162 to 1586 code for a protein of 474 amino acids. Lineage: Eukaryota; Metazoa; Chordata; Actinopteri; Batrachoidiformes; Batrachoididae. The record is from RefSeq and is a predicted model, not a curated record. Gene Ontology annotation, molecular function: carbohydrate binding.
GGGCGCAUCCACAGCGCGCACGGAGCCGAACCUCCGGUCCCGAUGUCACAGCGGGUUGAGGAGAGACAUGCCUGCGCUCGAUCCUCGCACAACCUGAACCCGAUGCUGCUGCUGGAUUUUCUAAUGCUCCGGAGAAAGUGCCAAACUUUGAGGCUUCAAGGAUGUUCCUCUCGGAUGCGCUCCUGCUGGGAAUAACGUGUGUGUCCGUCCUGUGCGAUCUCACCGGGGGCUCUGCGGACUUCUCAGAUUACCUGUCCAAAGUGUUGAGGAACUACACUGAGCUGGCCUGUGACGGAGACGUCUUGUCGCUUCGCUGCCCACCCCGCACCACGAUCACCGUCCAGUCAGCUUUUUACGGGAGGAGAGGGCCGUCUGACUCACAAAAGUGCCCAAAGAGCUCCCAAGCUCUCCCAGGAGCUUUGAGGAGUCAGGAGGAUGAGCGACAUUGUUCUGUGUCUACUGCACUACAGAAAAUGCUGGACGAGUGCCAAGACAGAAGGAGCUGUCAAGUCCUUGUCAACAGCCGCGUGUUUGGGACAGACCAGUGUCCCGGUAGCAGCAAAUACCUCAUUGUGUGGUACAAAUGCAGACCCAAUGAGUAUAAGAGUAAGGUGGCAUGCGAGGAGGAGAGGAUGCGACUGAGCUGCAAACACGGGAUGCAGAUCGCCGUUUACUCCGCCAUGUUCGGUCGGACCCAGCAGGGAACGCUGGAAUGUCCACUGCUGCACCACCGGAGGGCGCCGUCACUAGACUGCCAGUCACCUGUCGCUCUGCAGGUUUUAACCGCUCGCUGUCAGGGGAAGAGGAGCUGCCUGAUACGAGCUUCCAGCAGAGACUUUGGAGACCCGUGCUAUUCUGGUACCAGGAAGUACCUCAGCGUGAUCUACACCUGUGUUCCAAAGAAGUUGAUCCGAGAACAAGGCCCCAGAGUGCCGGUGUACCCCGAACCGCCCGGCGUUCAUGACCCCAACGUGGUGGGAGACGGCACCCCUCCGGAGGGGACCUUAGUCAAAACUUCAGACACCGUUCCAGAGAGGAAACGGGUCAGGGAGUCUGGUUCUUACUCUGAGGAGAAGAAGUCUACAGAAGCUGGAACAGCAGAAGGUCCACUGCAGCCCCCAGGCAUGAAUUCCGUCAUCAACUCCACCUCCAGCUUCAACAUGGCUCUUGUCAGCAACGCACUGGCAGCCUACACCUACGUAUCUGGCCACCCAGAGCGAGCGGCAUUGUUCUUCGUCUGCGGCGUGUGUUUGGGUCUCUUCCUCAUUCUUUUUGCCCUGGUGGUUCAGAUAUCCUAUCGCACUGACUGCCAGCCCCGGCAGCGGCCUCCCGCCAAAAAGCGAGCUCGCCCCACCGAAUCGUCAUCGAACACCAGCGACUCGGAAUCUGACUGGGACACCACCUCGGACCUGUCGGCACGUAGGCACCGGCGAUUUGAGCGCACGCUUAACAUGAAUGUGUUCACAUCAGCGGAGGAGCUAGAGAGGGCGCAGAGACUUGAGGAAAGGGAGCGGAUAAUUCGGGAGAUCUGGAUGAACGGGCAGCCGGACAUCCCCGGAACACGCAGCCUUAAUCGAUAUUACUGAAGAGCUUUUGAUGGAAAACCUCUGACUUUUUCUCACUCGAAAGGAUGCACUUCCGUGGGAACGGACAAGAGAGUGGGCUCUUUUAAAACUUUAUAUGCAAGAGCUGACAGUGGAACACUGCUUAGAAUUCACAGUGAUGAGCCCAGUGGAAAGUUUGGCAUAACCCAGUGGUAUCAUAAGAUAUACCCCUCUCAUUAAGACCAUAAAAUCCCACUUUUGAAUGAAAGUGCAUUUUUUUUCAGUGGUAUUUACUGAUGGAAGUCUAUCUGCUGCACUACCUUGCCCAAAACCUCAGAAAACCAUUUUGAAGGUAGGAUUUAUUCCCAAUAGUCCUGUACGGAUUACAUGGAGACUGAAGGACCAAUGCCUCAGUAGGACUGAACGUGGGGCUCCGUCAAAAACCAGCAACAGGUUGACGCUCAACGCUGUCCGUGCUCAUGUCGGGGCUCAAUAACACAACAACAAAGUGUAUUUGGACAGCGUUUUAGACAAUCUUUCCACAGUGAUUCUCCAUGCUGUUUUGCAAUUUUAAAGAACCAAACAAUGUUUCUUGGGAAUUCAUCUCAACCCUUCUUAAAUCUAUUUUAUAAUAUUUAAUAGUUUGUUGAUGAUGUGUAUUUUUGUCCUUGAGUAUGGUUAUAUUAUGAGAUAUUUUUAUACCUGGCAAAUGUUGUCUGGCACCUCAGGGAUGCAAUCCUAGUGUUCUUUGUUUGUAUUUGCUUCCAAAAAAGGGGGAUCAGCCCAUUUAAACAGCUAUGUCAGCAUUGAAAAUAAAAAAAUAAAGAUUUAAAUAUAAUUUUCAAAGCCUCAAAGAGGUUUAGGGAUUUAAACAUAUUUUUGAUACACUGCUUAAAUCCAGUGACAAAAGUUCUCUAGGAAAUACUGGACUUCCAAGUGUGGCAGGGACUGCUGUUUAUGCCAAAAAAAAUUGGAACAUCAAAAUGAUGUAUUUGACUCCAUUUUAAAGAAAACAUAACCUGCAAUUAAUGUUAACGUAUCUAGCUGACCACUAGUGGUUAAUGUUAGUGUGCGGUCACACAAACUGCAGCUUAUGCUAGCGUGACCACAUACGUAUACUCACUGUGACUAAUGGUGCGUUUCAUUUGUAGUCUUGAGUUCGGAAUUUCCCAGCUGCCCCCCCCCCCCCCCGAACACCCCCUCAAGUCAGAAUUCCAACUUGUCAACUUGUUUGAACCCCACAUACUCAGAGUUCACAAUCCAAGAUGGCUGCUUCUACAAGCAACAAUAGUGAAAGCUGUAGGGUUUUUUUUUUUUUUAUGUUUUUUGGCACUUUUUAAAACACCACUAAAUUAAAGUAAGAUUUGCACACAGUACUGCCCUACUGCUGCUAUCUGUGCACACAGUGCUAUGGUAUUCAUAUGCGUGAAAUAUCACAUAAUGUACUUUUUAUCAAGUGGCGCCGCUAAUAUUUGCUAACCCGGUAGAUGUUAACAACAACUAGCUACACAGUGCUACAAACUGAGCAGUAAAUUAAAACAACUUCUGCACUAUCUGUUUUCUUCCAAAAGGUCUCUUUGGUGGACAGAAUAUUUUUUUUUCUAGCACUCUACACUUCAAAAACUUGCAGGGUCAAGAUUAUUCUCCGAUUUGUCUGAGUUUAUUUAGGAGUUUGACAGAGCUCAUGAACAUUUUGAACAUGUUCAGAUGGGUACAAGUUUAACCGACCUUUCCUCACUUGUGCUGACCAGGGUUCUCACAAAGAUUUUUUCACAGCAUAGGGGGGAACUUAGCGGGGCCUAGCUGCGCAACGAGCAUUGCAAGCGCAAGUAUUGUAGAAUGGUCCAAGGGCAUCUCCUCCCCCAGAAAACUUUGAAGUUUAUAAUGCUUUGAAACACUAUUUCCUGUAUUUUGAAGGCCUCUUUUUGUUGGUAACUGGGACGUUAAAUAACGUGCGACAUGUCCUUUAAAAAAAUGGGAAAAAAAAAAUCCAGGAAAGCCCCCUAUGCUGGUUAAAUCAUAGCAUAGGGGCCCAAAUCACAGUGUAGGGGAUCCAAAUCACAACAUAGUGACCCCUAUGCUCAACUGCACUGGUGAAAACCCUGUGAUCUAUGAUGAGUUUAGAAAUGAGCAUUGAAGGAACUAUCCUGAGUUGAGUAUUAGUUGUCUGGAGUUGAUCUGAAGCUACAGGUUUGGCUGGAGUUCACCAUGACUAUGAAAGAUGUUCACCUGGAUUGUACCCAGAUUUAUUUCGGCAUGGAAACCAAGUUGGACCUACCUUACUCCGAGCUAUUUUGAAUUGAGUACAAGCUAAGCCAUUGUAGUUAUCAGUUUGAGUUACCAAAACUUAGACCAGUAUGAGUUUAAUUGAGUUUUCCCAAAUUGUGCUGAGCCAUAUCGAGUAAUAUACCGAGUUCCUUUGGAGUAGUAUAAGAGCUAGGUCGAAUCAGUACUCAGGCAAACUCUGUGCUAAUGAUUGACAGGUGCGAGAGCUGGGGAAGUUAACUAACCCACCCAGAGUUGCAACUUAGCCCAAAUUGGCACCAGGCAUACUUUAGUGUUUUCUUUUAUACGGCCUGUCCGCAGAGGUGCCAAAAAUGGAAGAAUAAGGAGAAGGAUUCUAGGGGCCCAUGAUUAACAGGAGACCAGAGAGGCCCCUAAUACAAUUAUAAUACUGACAAAAUAAUAUGGGGGGGUGACCCAGUAAGAUUUCUUUUCAUGGGGCCCAAAAACCCUGGCAGCGCCCCUGCCUGUCCAUAGUCAAACAUGCAAUGUUAGUAUUCCCUCUGGCACAAAUAGCAGGAUGUUACACAUCUGGAAGUUUGACAAUUCCUGGUAAAACCUGGUCACUGAUUUUGCAGUGCAGUGCCUUUCCAAGCUAUUAAGUCACUGUUACCAAAAAUGCAGCUAGUUUAUGACUGAGUAACUGAUCAGACGAUGCAUUGAUUUCAAGUUACAAACAAAUCGGAUUAUACGUGUAUUCUGUUUUCUCUUGCUUUGCUAAGUGGAGCGAGUGUGUGUGAAAUCCACAUAGAAAUUAAGAAUGUUUCUGUUAAGCGUUGAACUUUCUGUCUGCCUAAAUGUAAAUGAACGUAACCAGAUCAUGCAAAGUCUAUCAGUGGAUAUAUGUGAUACUCACUACUACUUUAUCUUUUUCCUGCAUGGAAAACUGUGGGGGCGCUUAUGGAAAACUUCUUGUUGCUGACUGUGUCCUUAUCUCAGAGACAGUGUAAAAACAGAAGGGCACCUGUGGUGUCAUCACAGUUUGACGAAGGAACCGGCACUGCAGUAAAAGUUUCAUAAUGGACAUGCAAGCUGGGUCUCUUAAAUCACGUUGCCAGUUUUAUCAUAUAAGCUAUCGUCAGUUCAGUUGUGUUUGUGCUGCACUGAAUUCAGAUGCAAAAAAAUAAAAAAUAAAAAACACUUUUAAAUUUCCUCAAGUGCUUUUCAUGUCAGAGUUGAAUUGAAAGUACUCGGGACACAAUAUGUAGAGUAUCAUGCACAUUUAAACUGACACUAUGCAGGUUUUGCAGUGCUGUCUUUCAAUUUGAAUGGGGGUUAAAAUGUGCCACUAGCUGGUGAAGUGAGACCAAAAUACGACUCCUGUGCUUGGAAUAAAAUGUUUAAAACAGUC